This is a messenger RNA of Macadamia integrifolia, 2251 nucleotides long. RefSeq names its product ATP-dependent 6-phosphofructokinase 3-like. The coding region runs from base 297 to 1931 and encodes 544 amino acids. NCBI's taxonomy places the organism in Eukaryota, Viridiplantae, Streptophyta, Magnoliopsida, Proteales, Proteaceae. The transcript has 13 exons. Gene Ontology annotation, biological process: glycolytic process; fructose 6-phosphate metabolic process. Gene Ontology annotation, cellular component: cytoplasm. Gene Ontology annotation, molecular function: ATP binding; 6-phosphofructokinase activity. The record is from RefSeq and is a predicted model, not a curated record.
GAUCACGUAGAGAGAGAAGAAAGUCACUAUUUUGAAAGCGAAAGGAUCAAGAAAAGAAAGGCUAUUCUUUCGUUUUUGGAACUCAGCUUAGCUCAGCUAUUUCCAUGGCAUUGCUUUCCAAGUUUUUCUAAUUUCUUCUUCUUUGCCUCAACUGGUCAAUAUCGCCAUCUCUGAAUUCAUCGAUCCUUCCUUCUCUGCUUAUAAAAUGGCUUCCACGUUACCAACUUUUUCAAAUCUUUCAAAUUCAAUUUUGUUCUUCAAGAAAUCAUCUUUUAUUAUUGGCCAAGUUUUAAACAAUGAAAUCCAUUUCUAGUUCUUCUGCUAUCGCUGCUCCCAAAUUUCGCUGCUUUGAUCCUUCUAAUGGUCAUUCUGUUUCCAAUUCUAAUUAUCAUUCCAAUCCCUCUGUUGUGAACUCCAACGGCAAUUCAAACGGUUAUUACAACGGUUCAGGACUCUCCUCCAUGGAAUUCCCCAGCAAAUCGGAACCGGAACGUAAGAUCGUCACUGGUGAUUAUGGAUAUGUUCUUGAAGAUGUUCCCCACUUGACUGAUUACCUCCCUCAUCUCCCUAACUAUCCCAAUCCAUUGCAAGACAAUCCUGCAUACUCUGUUGUUAAGCAAUAUUUUGUUAACCAGGAUGAUACUGUCCCACAGAAGAUUGUGGUUCACAAGAAUAGUCCAAGAGGAACACAUUUUCGACGUGCUGGACCACGUCAAAAGGUGUAUUUUGAGUCAGAUGAAGUGCGUGCCUGUAUCGUAACAUGUGGUGGUCUUUGCCCUGGGCUUAACACAGUCAUUAGGGAAAUAGUGUGUGGUCUUCACCACAUGUAUGGUGUGAACGAAGUACUUGGGAUAGAGGGAGGAUACAGGGGUUUCUAUGCUCGAAAUACUGUUCCUUUAACACCCAAAAUUGUCAAUGACAUUCAUAAACGUGGUGGCACCAUCCUUGGAACAUCACGAGGAGGACAUAAUACCCAAAAGAUAGUGGACAGCAUUCAGGACCGUGGCAUUAAUCAGGUGUAUAUAAUUGGAGGAGAUGGGACUCAAAAGGGGGCAUUUUUAAUUUUUCAGGAAAUUAAAAGGCGUGGUCUCAAGGUUGCUGUUGCAGGAAUCCCUAAGACAAUCGAUAACGAUAUUCCGGUUAUUGACAAGUCCUUUGGGUUUGACACUGCGGUUGAAGAAGCUCAGCGUGCCAUUAAUGCGGCUCAUGUUGAGGCUGAAAGUAUUGAGAAUGGUGUUGGUGUCGUGAAGUUGAUGGGUCGCAAUAGCGGAUUCAUUGCAAUGUAUGCCACUCUUGCCAGCCGAGAUGUAGACUGUUGCUUGAUACCAGAAUCACCAUUUUAUCUUGAAGGACCUGGUGGGCUUUUUGAAUUCAUGGAGAAACGGCUUAAAGAAAGUGGGCACAUGGUUAUUGUUAUAGCUGAGGGCGCUGGACAGGAUCUUGUUUCUGAAAGCAUGAAAUCCAUGGAUCAGAAGGAUGCCUCAGGAAACAAGCUACUGCAAGAUGUUGGUCUGUGGAUAUCUGAGAAGAUCAAGGAUCAUUUCAAAAAAAAGUGUAAGCUGUCCAUCAAUCUGAAAUAUAUAGAUCCUACGUAUAUGAUCCGUGCUGUUCCAAGUAUUGCGUCCGACAAUGUGUACUGCACACUGCUUGCGCAAAGUGCUGUCCAUGGUGCAAUGGCAGGGUACACAGGCUUUAUAGUUGGACCUGUCAAUGGAAGACAUGCUUACAUACCCUUCUAUUGUGUGACGGAGACGCAGAACAAGGUUGUGAUAACUGACAGGAUGUGGGCAAGAUUGUUGUCAUCAACAAACCAACCAAGCUUUUUGAGUGAUAAAGAUGUUGUGGAAGCCAAGAAAGAGGAAGAACCACCAACACAACUGUUGAAAGGAGAUAACCCUGUGGUACCUGUGGCUAACGGCAAGUUGGAGUAGGCAGUGAGUAAUCUAGUGGACUGACUAUUAUCCGUCUUUCAGGGCUGCUUUUGUUUUCAUAGGAAGCACUAGAAUUCAUCUCAAUCCACCUAUUGAUUUUGGUGGAACUGAGUGUCCUAUAAAUCUUGCUUUUUUACAUUGAGAGAUCCUUUGUGCUCGUCUCCACAAGUUGUAUCUAUAAAGUUAAAAUUAAUUUUCCUCAGGUGUCACCGUGUAGUGUGCAGUUGAUGUGGCCAUUUUGACCGAUGGAUAGAGGUCAAGGUCAGGAUUAGUCACGUAUAAAAUUUCAGAGCCUUAUUCAAUUAAAUAACUUUUAUCUA